Molecule: messenger RNA, 611 nt
Organism: Entamoeba histolytica HM-1:IMSS
Lineage: Eukaryota; Evosea; Mastigamoebida; Endamoebidae
Product: rubrerythrin, putative
Exons: 1
Coding region: 5-574 (189 amino acids)
Molecular function (GO): oxidoreductase activity; iron ion binding
Source: RefSeq, a predicted model, not a curated record
CAAAAUGGCAACUCUCAUUAAUCUUUGUAAGGCUUUUGCUGGAGAAUCUCAAGCAAGAAAUAGAUAUUUAAUUUAUGCUAAAACUGCUAAAAAAGAAGGUCUUGAUGUAAUUGCACAACUCUUCAAUGAAACAGCUAAUCAAGAAGGAACUCACGCUAGAAUUCUUUUUGAAAUGAUUCAAUCACUUAAAAAGGAAGGACAAGAAACUCCAAAAAUUGAAACUGCUGUUCCAAUUGAUUUUGGUACUACUGCUGAUAACUUAUUAGCUGCUAUUGCUGGUGAAACUUAUGAACAUGAAACUAUGUAUCCAGAAUUUGCUAAAGUAGCUAAAGAAGAAGGACAUGCUCAAAUUGCUGCUAGACUUAACCUUAUUGCUAAAGCUGAACUUAAUCAUCAUAACAAUUAUCAAAAGAUUCUUGAUGAAUUAAAAGCUAAUUCCCUUUACAAGAAAACUGAAAAAGUCUUUUGGGUUUGUAGAGAAUGUGGAUAUAUCUUUGAAAGUACUCAACCACCAAAAGUAUGUCCACUUUGUGGUGAACCAGGUGACUUCUUCAGAGUUCAAGUUUCUAUUUAAAAUGGUUUAAUUGAACUUUUAUCCAAUAAUUUUUCUG